UAGCAAGUUACACAAUAUGGCUUUGCAUCUUUCUUUUGACUUGGUCUGCUCCCUCAAAACACUGCCUCAUCACACAAUUUUUUUUCUCUUAACAGAUUUGGGUCCAAGUGCUGUAUAUAGGGACAGUGAGAGAUAUGUCAAAAGAGAUUCAGCUGCCAGGUUUCAGAUUCCAUCCAACUGAGGAAGAGCUUCUUGAUUUCUACCUCAAGAACAUGGUUUACGGGAAAAGAUGUAAAGUGGAAGUAAUUGGUUUUCUCAACAUUUAUCGUCAUGAUCCAUGGGACUUACCUCGUUUAUCAACAAUUGGGGAGAGGGAAUGGUAUUUUUUUGUGCCAAGAGAAAGGAAGCAUGGAGACGGAGGGAGACCAAGCAGGAUAACUGAGAAAGGAUAUUGGAAAGCAACUGGGUCUGAUCGUAAGAUCAUAAGCUCGUCUGAGCCAAAACGUAUGAUUGGGCUCAAGAAGACUCUUGUGUUCUACACAGGAAGAGCACCAGGAGGAACCAAGACUGAUUGGGUCAUGAACGAGUUCCGGAUGCCUGAUAACCUCACCUUACCAAAGAACGUUGUGCUUUGCAAGAUAUAUAGAAAAGCCACUUCACUUAAAGUAUUGGAGCAAAGAGCAGAGAUGGAAGCUAAGAUGAAUCAAACACGCCCAAGCUCUCCUCUCUCGUCUUCGGAGACGAAUUCUUUAGCUGGAAAGGAGGAAGACGUGAUGAUGACCUCGUUCCCUUUUCCUCAAGCAGAAGCCAUGAAACAACCAAACCACAUCUUAAUGCUUCAAGAGCAUAACGAAAAUGCUAAGAACAAAGAGAAACAGAGAGAAGCCGAGAGAAAACAACCUUCUUCAUCACUGAAACUGCCAUCUGGGGUCUUACCAAUACCCGAGCUGCAGCUACCUAAACAAGGAUUCGAAUUGGGACAAGACCAGUUCUUGAGUAUAAGCCCAUGGCUGCAGAAUCUUACACCUAUAAUCAACCUAUUAUAUUUUUAGUUAUGCGUCGAAGAAUCUCGUACUAAGAUUUAAUUAUUCUUCAGUGUUAUCCUCCUUCACCAGCGAAAUACAGAACUUUUCGGAUGUAAGAUGUUUGGCCUUAGCUUAAGAGUUACCAAUAGUAGUAAGUGACUCAUACGGAUAUAAAAAUUUACAAAAUAAUCAAAUUAUAUGUAUUUAGUGUGUAUUUUCAUUUGUUGAUCAAUUUAAAAUUAUUUUAUAC
Molecule: messenger RNA, 1215 nt
Organism: Brassica oleracea var. oleracea
Lineage: Eukaryota; Viridiplantae; Streptophyta; Magnoliopsida; Brassicales; Brassicaceae
Product: NAC transcription factor 29-like
Exons: 4
Coding region: 135-992 (285 amino acids)
Biological process (GO): regulation of DNA-templated transcription
Molecular function (GO): DNA binding
Source: RefSeq, a predicted model, not a curated record